Equus caballus (horse) is the source of this 7715-nucleotide messenger RNA. Lineage: Eukaryota; Metazoa; Chordata; Mammalia; Perissodactyla; Equidae. The record is from RefSeq and is a predicted model, not a curated record.
GCCUUUCCCAGGCCCUUCUUGCUGGUAAGACUCCCACCUGACUCUACCCUGUUUUAUUUAGUGCCCAGAGAAGCCCCCCAAAUCCCAACCCAGAUCCCCAGGCACUCUUGCACUAGAAGAGAAACCCUCAUCCCCAUGGCCCUAGCCCCUCAGAGAUGUGGUUCCUGCCAGAGCCCAGGUUUAGGCUGCAGCUAUGGGUGAGGUGUCGUUCCCUCUUAAGCCCUGGUUUCUUCGGGGAGGGAUCCUGAGAGUGACAGUAUCCAGGCCCUCACAGUUCCCCAGUCAGAAUCUGAAGCCCCUGUACCCUGGAGCAGGCUUGGAGCAGAGGAAGAGAUAUUGGGGACACUCUCAAGGGCUGCCUCAUCAUAACAUCACAGCCCUCUGUGACCUCACUCUUCUGAUUAGCACCUCCAUGUCACAAAUGCGACUGAGGCUCAGAAAGACCAAGUGACUUAUUCAUGGUCACAAGGGCACCAAGGAUCAACUUCACGGCCUCAGGUGCUCCAUCCCCCUCCUCUCACAGGUAGAUCCCCAUUGCCACUGAGUCAGCCUGGCCCAUCACAGUCUCCCACCUGCAGUCCACCAUGGAACUCAUCAGAAUAUCCCAUCCACUGGACAGCAGGGAAACCCUACUCCUAGACAGUUGGGAUCACACAUGCAUGCACACAUGUACAAGUGUGUGCACAUACACAACCCGAGAACAAGGAGCCAUGUGAGUGUGCCCAGGCUGAAGGAGCUGGACCUCAUCUUCCAUACCAGAUGGGUUCCUGGAAUGUACUCAGGAUAGGUACAGGCCUUUUGUGAAUCGCCCUGCUUCUCUGAUGAUUUUCAUUCAACUAUCAUAAUUGAACAUUUUAAGCUGAUUCCAUUCAGUGAGUAUGCAUCGAGCACCUCCUAUGUGUUUGGAGGCUUGAUGGGAAAUGCCCACUGGCUGUUUCUCUAUUUUUUUUUUCUUUAUUGAAGUAACAUUGGUUUACGACAUUAUAUAGAUUUUAGGUGUUAUCACCUGAAUUAUAAUUCGACUUCUGUAUAAAGUACAUCAUGUUCACCACCAAAAGCUGUUCCUCUGUUCUGCUGAAUUGUUCACUGUGCAAACAAAUGACUUGAGGUCCCCAGGGCACCACUUUCACAGACCCCAGUAAUGAACCUAGUUUAAAUCGAAGACUCUUUUUGUCAUACCAACAAUUACAUCUAUUUUGUGCUUUGUGAAUUUCAUGUGGUUUUCUUAAGGUGGCAGCUAGCAGUUUUUCAAUUUAGAAGGGUGGCUCAGUGGGAUGGCAUUUGGUUAGCAAGGAGAGGAACCAUGGUUGGGAGUGGUCCCUGGCAGAAGCAGCAACCCCAGCAAGGCAGAAGUCAGUCUUGCUCUGAAGCAAAAGGGCCAAUAGGCUCAUCGAGCACCAGCACGGAAGGCUGCAAUCCCUGGCCAGGAGGGGGUGGGUAUGGUGGGUGCUAGAGGGAUUAUGACAGGGAAAUGGGCAGGACAGGGAGGGAAUGGUACCGUGGGGUGAUCCCAGAAGGGACUCUUGCUGUCAUUCAUCCAUCUAGUCACCCUAGCUGCUGGACCCAAGUAAGCAUGGGUGGAAGUACCAACAGGCUACAUAAGCUGCCAUAAUGUCUCAAAAGAACAAAAUGGAGGAAAUCUUUAUGCAUGAUUCAGUUCCUGUGAAGAUCGUCUCACAACUGUAGCUACCAUAUUUUCAAAUCAAGAAUCAGGUGUUGAGUUAAGCAAGCCACCAUGGAGACAGAGGGACAGACUGAACUCUGGGAUAUCUAGGGAUUGGGCUUCGCUGACUGGGAGCCAAGGGCAGAGAUGGCUAUCUAUAGGGCCAGCCAAGUGGAUAAAAGAGCUGCCACCUCUGCAUUGUGACUCCCCCCAAAGUGCCUAAUUAUGACCCGGCUGCCUCACCAGCUGAUGUGGCAUGGGCUCCAGAAUGUCUUAGACAAGACGAUCUGCUGGAUUAAUCAAAAAAAUGAAAUCUUGCAAGCUUGUGAAAGUUCUCCCAAAGAUUCACCACCCAAGGCCCAAGACGUCCACAUCUACUGCACCCUGGACCCUGUACAAGUGAAGAUGGCCCGGCCCACUUGCUACUCCUCUUCUUCCUAUCACCACAUCCGCAACCACUGCUCACGCUGCCGCCACCGCCGCUGCUACCGCCGAAGCCGCAGCCACCAGCAGAGGCUGAAGAACCCCACACAGUGUCCCCACAACCGCUCAGUCUUCCGUAGCCAACAUUGCAGCCGCAAAAUGUCACAGCUGCGGCCGAUGCCCUGCUUUGAUGGGGAGGGUCUGGAUUCCUACCUGGAAGAGGAGGAUGACCUGUCUUUCCCAUAUCCCAAGUACCCACGGCGGGGCUGGGGAGGGCUCUACCAGCGAAUGGGCCUGCCCUCCCCCAUGAGGCUGUGGGGCCGCCAGGGUGGGAUUCUGGCCAGCCUGCCACCACCCUCUCUCUACCUGUCACCUGAGCUGCGCUGCAUGCCAAAGCGUGUGGAGGCCAAGUCAGAGCUGAGGCUGCAGUCCUACAGGCCCCACUGCUCACAGUCCCGCAUCUGGGGCAAUAUGGAGACUGAGCAGUGGACCUCAUCCCCACCACCUCCCCGCCAGCUGCUCCGUAACCCCUCCUGGGUCCCCGGGGGGCACAGCCCUUACUCCUCAGGGGGCCAGCUACUGUAUGACUCCUGGGAUCAGCGGCGGCGUGCUCUGGAGGGCUCUGAGCCUCCCUGUGUCCUGGUGCGCCGGGUCUCCCGGGCGGAGGCUCGAGAGCCCUACUCCCCUCAGUCCCACCGGCGGAGCCUCCCCAGCCACGCUUACAGCCAGCCCAACCGCAGCCCCCACCCAUCCACGGGACACUUGAGCUACAGCUCCCGAGAUCCUCAGGAGGUCCGGCGCCGGGCGGCCGAAUGGGCUGAGGCUCUGCCCGCUCGGCACCCUCUGACUACCUCCACCUCCCUCACGGUGUUGGGUGAGGCCUCAUACCAACGGGCCCCGGCUCCCAGCCCAGCCCUGCUCUCCCGCUCCUCCCAGCGCCUGCCCGAAGUCCAGGCUGCUGAGCUCUCCCCACCUCCGCCCACCUUUGUGCCACUCAGACGGAAUCCGGGGGGCAAUACCAACCACCAGGUGUACGACAGCCUGGAACUGAAGCGGCAGGUGCAGGAGAGCAGAGCGCGAGCCAACUCACUGCCGCCACCUUCCACCUCGGCCUCGAGGCCCUCGGUGCACAGGAGCCGGAUGGGGAAAUUUAACUGACCAGCGGCGACAGCAGGCAGUGGGGCAGGGCAUGGAGAGAGGAAUAAAGAGCAACAGAGUCCAGGAAACACUGUGGUGGUCUGUGGCUUGGAAGCACCACUCCUUCUGCCAACCUGGGUCCCUGGCCUUGGCUUCCUGAAAUGAGAAGCCAGUGUCUCCUUCUUGGCAUAAAUUUCCCCUUGACCACAGUCCUCCCAGCAGGAUCCCCCUGGUCCUGCACCAUGCACUAAGCAGAUCUUGCAGCUGCAGACUCCAAACUACUGGUCUCUGGGCACCAACUCUGUGUCUCUGCUCUCCCUGUCCCCAAAGGAGUUUCAGCCCCAUGUAAGAAGCUGAGGUCAGAUUCCAGACAUGGGGGUUCCACAUCUGAGCAGAUGUAGGCCUUGGCCCAGUGAGUGGCAGGAAGGCCGCCAGGGCUCUGGAUUCCAGCCAGGCCUUCCCCAGGGCCCUGAGGCCAAGGUCUUCCCAGUCUCGGGAGUGGUCAAGGGGAUGGAACUCGUGAGUGUUUGAAUGAGUGAGUCAGCAGGCAGAGAGGGAACAAAUGAGGGUGGGAGGGGAGGUGUGCUGUCUUCCCAGCCCUGUUUGACUGCCCAGGCUCGGGUUACCUGAACCCAGUUACCAUGGAAUGCCACCCUAUGCCCUCCUUUUCCUCCCCCUCCUUCAUUGUGACCCCAACCACCUGCCCCAUUAUGAUCCAGUCCUUCUCCCCCUCCCCCACCAGAGGACUCUGGAUCCUAGUGAGUAUAUGGGGGCCAGGGGGCCCAGGUAGUCCUGGGACCCCCGGCCAUGGGUGAGCGAGCCCACCACAGAGCCCAAGUGUGCUCUGGCACCAACCUCAGGAAGUGCCAGGACCUAGGAGACUCAAUUCUUCUGAUUCUGGGCAGUUUCAUCUUGCUCAAUGUGGGAAUCAAUGUGGUGAUUCUGCUCUGGAAGCAUCUGAAGAGCUCCUUGCGGAUUCUUUUCCAUCGUUUUUUCCCCAAAGACAAGCAACCCAGCUGUAUAGGCAGCCAUCCCAUGUGUAUGCACUGCUCCGUGGAUCCCAAGAACCUGUUCUCAAGAGUCUCUUCCCGCUUCCAUCGUCACCCAAGCCUCCUGCUCGGGCACCCUAAACACCUUGACUCCUGGAUACCAGACACGAAUGAUGAGAAAGCUUCUAGGUGCUGCUGCAUGCCACCUCAGUAUGGACAGGCCAGGGCUCCCGUGGAGGCUCCAUGGGGACUAUGGAAGGAAGGGAUGAUGGGAGUUGGGGAGGCCUCUCAGGUCCCAGCCUUAAAGACCCAAGCCACCUUUAUCUCCAAGCAAGAGACAUCUUCCCAGUUCCCCAGGAUGAGCAAGUUGGACACGGUUCCACUCCACUUGCCCCAGAAGAGCAAGACUAAGACCCCAGACUAUGAUCCAAUCCAUGCCCCGACCCAGGCCCCAACCCACUCCCCAGUCCACCCCCCGGAGCACACCCACCCCCAGGUUCAGAUCCGCUCCCUAGUCCACCACCCUGAGCACACUCCCACCCAGGCCCAGACCCACUCCCCAGGCCACCCGUCUGAGCACACCCCUGCCCAGGCCCAGACCCGCUCCUCAGGCCACCCCACUGAGCACACCCCUACCCAGGCCCAGACCCGCUGCCCAGGCCACCCGCCUGAGCACACCCACCCCAAAGUUCAGAUCUGCUUCCCAGGCCACUCCCCUGAGCACACCCCUGCCCAGGCCCAGACCCACUGCCCAGGCCACCCCCCUGAGCGCACCCACCCCAAGGUUCAGAUCUGCUCUCCCAGCCAUCCCCCUGAGCACACCCCCGCCAAGGCCCAGGGCCCUGAGCACACCUCAGUCCACACCCUGGGCCACAGUCCUGAGCACAUAACAGUCCACUCUCCAGCCCGCACCCUGGCCCAGGCUCAUCUAAACUAUACCCACGCCCACACCCUGAUCCCUGCCCCAACCUCUGUCCCAGCCCCUCCUCCAACUUCUGCCCCUGCCACUACUCCUGCCCCAGCCCCUACACCAGCCCCUGUCCCAAUCUCUGCCCCAACCCCUGCCCCAGCAUUGGUCAUGGCCAUGACUACCACUCCAGUCCCUGCUCCUGUCCCUGCCACCACCCCUACUCACAUCCUAACUCCUAUUCCCUCUCCCCCGGCUGCCUUCAGCCAAGGCCUCUCCACUGGCCAUGUGGUCUACAAUGCCCGCAGGGUUAGGCAGAACUUAUUCCAUGUGUGCCCCCCGCCAAACUCUGAAUAUUCCAGAAAGUACUUGGGCACCCUUUCCAGGCCCCAAGAGGGACAGGGCCCAGUGAGCUCUGGUACAGCUAAGCAAACAGUGAACCAACGUAGUGAGGACAGUGCCAAGCCCUCCACAGGAUCCAUACUGGGUUACCUGGAGUUGGGGAAUAUGGAAUGGAAGGUCUCAAAUGAUGCCAAAGACAAGUUCUUACAGCCCAAGACCUUCCCUUACUGCAGCUUCCAUCCUUGCAGUUCUGAGAGGAGAAACACAGACUCCCAAGCUCCAGUCUACCCCAAAUUCCUGGUCUACUCCAAGGAUGCUACACCUUCUCAACCUUGCUUUCAUUCUCCAACCAAUGCCCGGAGCUCACCAUGCACCAUUCCUCCACCAUGCACUCUUUCUCUGCCUCUUGUUUCUCCCAGAUCCUUUGUCCUUCAUCAAGCUGCCAACAACCAGAAGCCCUCCACCAUAAUACAAACUCCUACCUCUCCCGCAACCUCCAAGUCUACUCAGUCUGUCCCCUCUUCCCAGUUUCCCAUCCCUCUGCAGUUCUCCACCAUUUCCCAACCCCCAAUCCAACCCCAAUCUCCUGAAUUUCAUGAGAGUCUAGGCCUCACCCAAGACUCUGGCCUCCAAAGGACCCCAAGCCCUUCAAAAGACUCUAAAGUUCCCAGGAACCCAGGUCUUACCCAAAAUCCAGGCCUGCACAAGAACCCAGGCCUUACCCAAAAUCCAGGCCUCUACAAGAACCCAGGCCUUGUUCAAGAUCCAGGCCUACGUAAGCGCCCAGGCCCUACCCAAGACUCUAGCCUUCACAAGAAUCCAGUCAUUACGCAAGAUUGUGGCCCGCAAAAGAGCCUAGAUCCUACCCAAGAUGCAGGUAUCUUUAGGAGCACAUGUCUCACCCAACACUCUGGCCUCCACAAGAACACACCAUUUCCCCAAACUUCUGACAUUCAGAGGACCUCAGGCUUUAUGCAAGAGACUGGAGUUUCUAGGAAUCUAGAAGGAAACCAAGAGACUGUACUCUACGAAAGUCAAGAUCUCUCCCAAAAAACUGGUCUCCAAAACAUCCCAGGCCCUUCUAAAGAAUGUGGAGGUUACAAGAGUGCAGGAAAUGACCAAGAUCCAGGAGUCUAUGGGAGUCUAGGCCUUACCCAAGAUUCUGACCCCCAGAAGAACCCAUACUUUCCCCAAGACUCUGGAGUCAACAAGAGCUCAGGCCUUUCCCAGGAAUCUGGUCUCCACAAGAGCCCAGGCCUUGUCCAAACCUCUGGCCUCCAUAAGGGCUCAGGCCUUACCCAAGACUCAGGAGACUACAAGAAUCCAGAGACUACAAGAGACAAUAAGAAUACUCAAGGUUCUGGAGUCUACAGGAGCCUGGGCCCUACUCAAGAUUCUGACCUCCAUAAGAAUCUACAUCCUACCCAAGUCACUGAAGUUGAAAGGAAAUGUGGUCUUACCCAAGAUGUUGGAACUCAGAGGAGCCCAGAACAUACCCAAGACCCCAAAUGCCACAAGAACCCAGGAAUUAAUCAAGAUCCUGGCCCCCAUAAGGGCCCAGCCCUUACCCGAGACUCUGGCCUCCCCAAGACUCAAGGCCAUACCAAGGAAUCAGGCCUCCACAAGGACACAUGCCUUAUCCCAAAUCCUGACCUCCACAAGAACCCACACCUUGCUCCAGGUACUGAGUCUGUCCAAGUCUUGGGCCCACCUCAGACCGCAAAGUCAACACUGUCCCCGAUGAAGUCAUCUGUAUCUGCGGAGACUCCUCAGAAGGAGGAUGCAGAGCAGCACAUACUAUGGACUUCUGUCCCACUCAGCCCGAACUCCUGCUCUUCCAAGGCGCAGGUGAUCUACAAUGACCUGCAAACCUUCUCAGAGGUACCUGUACUAAUUGAGCUGCAACCAUUGUCUCGGCGAGCAGGUAGCCAAGACUGGAUGUACCACCCUGUGGAUACUAUUCCUCCAGCCUGCCAGAACUAUCGCCAGAUGUCUAUGCCUCCCCAAAUCAACUGGAAGCCCCACUGUCCCGGGCAAGGCACCCGGGUAGGACAGGUGGUCUUUGAUGCCCGCCAGAGACAGUUUGGAGUGGGCAGGGACAAGUGUGAAGCUCCAUCUCCCAGGCGCCUUCGCCAAGAGGUACCCAGCAAAUCACCAGAGACCAUCAAGGAGUGGGGAUAUCAGUGUGUGAUGAGAACCUCGGAAAAAGAGGGGACAAAUGUGCAUCAGGAAUAAAGAGGCAAGAGAAGUGUUC